This is a messenger RNA of Anopheles coustani, 5725 nucleotides long. RefSeq lists its product as uncharacterized. The coding region runs from base 596 to 4153 and encodes 1185 amino acids. Gene Ontology annotation, cellular component: microtubule; nucleus; centrosome. Gene Ontology annotation, molecular function: zinc ion binding. The record is from RefSeq and is a predicted model, not a curated record. Gene Ontology annotation, biological process: positive regulation of cytokinesis. Lineage: Eukaryota; Metazoa; Arthropoda; Insecta; Diptera; Culicidae. The transcript has 7 exons.
UCUCGUGAAGAUUCCAUAUCGUCCCCGGAAAGGUGAACAGAAACCUAUAUACAAAUUGUGCUUUUCGAACGGUGGAAUGGCAAGGGUAGCUUCCGAAACGGGAAGGGUCAUUGUGUGUCGAAAAAGUAGCGUUUUUUCCCUGUUCAGCUACGAUUGAGAACGUACUUGGAGGGUUCUUCAUGAAGCUGAUUAGACGCUGCCUCCCGGAGAGUUUGUUGUCGUGCGUAAAAUGCAGUAGUGACGUGUGAACGCCGAUGUCCUUUCCGAAAUGUUGUGAAAAUGUGUGACCAGUGUAGUUGCAGCGUGUUUUGUGAAGUGUAAUUUCUUGCUUUUCGUGAAUUUAUUCCCAGCGCGAAACAAUUGGCUCGCAUAGAACAGGGAGCUUCUGUCAUCCGGGUUGGUAGUGUGGUUGAAUGUCGUUGUGGCGUCUGGUGUUGUGGCGCAAAAAUUGUGAAGAAAAUAAACAACAAACCGCAAUGAUGUCGUUAGGCGGUGGAAUUGACGCGUGAAAAGCGUGAGCUCGUUGUGGAAAGCACACCGGUGGCGCCUGGAUAGAACUGAACUGAUUGGCCACACAGACGACGCCGAACCGGGGAUGACGAUGACGGGAUAUAAGUCCGUAAACUUUGCGGACCUGUGCCGCCUUUGUGCGAACAGCGCGGGAGCGCGCGUGGGCAUCUUUACCGAGGAGGGUCGCAUUAGGAAAAUACAAAGUAAAAUCAGUGAAUCGUUAGGAAUAAAUGUACAAGAGACGGAUCGCCUUCCGAAAUCCGUGUGCACGCUGUGCCUCAAACAGGUCGAAGCGCACAUCGAAUUCCGCGAGCUGGUUGGAGAAAAGCAAGGCAUGCUGGAAAGUUGCCUCAACUCGUCGGCAAAGAAUGGUGGCAAGGUGUACAUUCGCGUUGAAAAAGCGAAGGAACCACAAAUAGUCAGUCGACCCGCUUCAAGUUUUGCCCAGAUCGUAACGUCAGUGCCAGCCAACGCUCAACAGCAAGUGCAACAACAGCAACAGCAGCAACAACAACAGCAACAGCAACAGCAACAGCAACAGCAACAGCAACAGCAUCAGCAACAGCAACAGCAACAGCAACAGCAGCAGCAGCAGCAGCAGCAGCAGCAGCAGCAACAGCAACAGCAGCAACAGCAACAAGCGCAGCAACCGAUUUCUAUCAGUGGCAUUCCAAAAAAUAUCAUCCAAGUCACCAAUGGCAACGUGACUGUACGGAGUACCGCUGAGGACCAGCUCAGCAACAUCAUACAGGCGGUCGGUAUUCAGUCGGAUAGUGAAACUAAAUGGCCAGUGGUGCAACAACAGCAACAGCAAAUGAUAACAAACCAACCACAGUUGGUCACCAUCCGCACACACCCAUUCUCGAAUCAACAACCAAGGCAACAACAACAACAACAGCAGCAACAACAGCAACAGCAACAGCAACCGCAGUUUACACUCACCCUCGAAAGGCAACCACCGGUCAAGACUAGCAAUCUUCAGUACCGGCUGCAUAACGGUGCGCUUAUACCGAUCCCACCAAAAUCUCCCGAGGGCGAACCACAAACAACCUUCACACAAGUAGAUGAGUUUAUCAAAAUAAAAUCAACACCAACCAAGGCACUGAAACGAGACUCUUCGCAGAGCACGAUGCUCGAAACCACGCCGGUAAAGAAGCCAAGAAUUAUUCAACUGGUACAAUCUCCUCAGAAUCUAAGCCCACAAAAGACCACACCGGUUUCGCAAGCGGUCACAACGGAGGCCACAUACAUUCUUGGUGGUAGUCCGACGUACGUUGGUUCGAGCUCCACCCCCGGUGGUAUUUACACCAGCACACCGAUAAAUGCGGGCCAGAGGAUGAUCACUUUGCAGGAUCUCAAACUCAUCAGCAGCGGUGCAGGAAGUAACAACACCAACACAAGCUCUAGUAACAUAGGAAACAAUAAUAGUGCUAAUACUGUCAAUAAUAACGGAGGCCAGCGGUUGAUGUCGAUCGUGACAAAGCCCGACCCGGAUGGGAUGGAAAGCAGUGGGAUGGUGAAUAGCAUAUCCGUCACGCCAAUGGCGGCCCAAAAUGCCGUACCCCAGAACGCGGUGCAGUAUGUGCAGAUGAAGGUCGAGACGGGACCGGGCGGAAUGAUUCGGCUUACGCCGACCCAACCGCUUCCCCCCAAUCAGCAGCUCACGAUUAGCCCACAGAUGUUGCAGCAGUUUGGUAUCCAGACGCUGGCAAACAUGCAGACAACAACAGCGUCCGGUGGCCAAACGUUGAUGGCACCGAUGACGAUCCUAAACUCGGUAAGCCAACCGACAACGACACUGAUGCAACCACAAACCAUGUCCGCCGGUCAAACGGUGGAAGGAAAUUUUGUUACACUGGUGGGAAAGGCUUCCGUCCCGCCACAGUCCCAGGUUGUCCCCAACGUAAAUGGUCAGGUGACGACGGUUGUUAUGUCUCCCCCACCGCUGCACCACCAGCAACCCGUUCCACCGCCUCAACAGCAACAACAGCCGGAAGUUGUCCAACAGCCGCAACAACAACAACAACAACAAGCGCAGGAGCACAAACAAGCAAUUAAGCAAACACAAACUCCACCACGACCCUUGCCGACGGCAAGUGCACUUACGAAAUCGGUGAAAAUGGUGACCCGGCCACUUGUUAGUCAGCGCAAGUCGGUACCAACUCAAACGAGUCUACCGAAGCAAACACGACCCAACGCUCCCGGUACGCGUCCAGCUGUUGUAAGUGGCACCACCUCAAACGUUGCCGGCGGUAGUAAUGGGCCACGUAUCAAGAGCACUGGAAAUCCCGGCGUAAGAUCGUCUUCGGUGUCCACCGGAAGUCGAUCAGGUGGUAACGCGAACGCAACCGGAACUUCCGCCAACUUAAAUACGUCCCACGAGGACGGUAGUGGGAGUGGAUCGGAUACCGAAUCAAACCGCAGUGCCCAGUCGCUGCUGGCGUCGCAGCAGAUGAGUGCCAUAUCGGCCCUGUCUGGCAAGCAGGACUUGCAGGCGGGUGACCAUCAAUCGAGCGCCAACGAUUCCGAGCGAUCUGGCAGUGCCUCCGGUACGAGCGAGGUAAGCAUAACGACGUGCAACGUCUGUCAGAAGGUGUUUGGUCGGAAGGAGCAUCUGGUGCAGCACCUAAAGUCGCACAUCGGGCUGCGACCAUUCAAGUGCGACGAACCGGACUGCCUCAAGAGCUUCAGCCGGAAGGAGCACCUGCUGCGACACACGCUGUCGCACACCGGUAAGAAGAUGUUUAGCUGUGACCUGUGCCAUAAGCUGUUCUCGCGAAAGGAUAAUCUCAACAAGCACAAGAAGACACAUGAAGAGAUUCCUGACCCCGCCCCGUUCAGCUGUUCCAUUUGUAAUAAAGAUUUCUACAAUAAGCAUCCGUUUAUGAAACACAAAGCGUUACAUGACAAUGUGGAUUUAGAUUCGACAAAGAAAAAGCCGCAAGAAAAUCAACCGAUCUAUAAACCUGCGCUCGGUAAACCGGCAACGAAGCGUCCGGCGAAUAAAAGCGGUCCCGUUAUCACGCACGUAGAGUCGAUGGCGUCAAAAAUUUCACAACCGCCUCCUCUGUCACACCCGUCAGUCGUAAUCGAGGCGUCAGAAAGUCAACCCCAGCAGCAACAGCAGCAACAGCAGCAACAGCAGCAACAGCAGCAGCAACAACCGACGACGGUCGUACAAUCGAUGCCACUGACCAUAACGCACAUCCCCACGAGCACCGCAACGAUACAGCUGCCAACGCAGCACUAUCAGGGUCAACAGAUGCACUCCAUCAUCCAGCAGCAGCAGCAGCAGCAGCACGUCCCGGUUCAGCAACAGCAGCAGCAGCAGGUUGGAACAACGAUAGUGCAAACCCAACCGCAGCAGCAACAGCACGAACAGCAGAUCUUCACCAUUCCGCAACUUACGAAUGGUACCGCCGGAUAUAUUCAGAUAGCGAUUCCGAGUAGCGUUCAAAAUCAGGCGGCAGGCGGGGUGGCCAACGUGCAGACGAUAACAACGGCCAACGGAACAACGUUAGCUAAUCUGGCUGGGGGCAGAGCCACCAUCAUCAACUCGGUUGAUGGGAAUACGAUGGUGACCCUGCCUCAACGGUUCAUCAUCGAUUCGUCGCAGCUGAUAGCGAGCAGCCGUCCAUCGUAGAUUGGUUGAACACACACAACAUCGCUUCUCCCCGCCAUACGGUACCAUAAGUCUACGUAGGAUGUACGUUUCAAACGUUCCGCCCAACAAAUCCCACCCUUUGCCGCUCUCCUUUUAUUUAAACGUAAGUGCAUACACACACACACAUUGAUUUGAUUGGGUCCCAACCAAAACCAGGAUCCCUAGAUCGGUGGAAAGGCAUUUUCAACUUCCUCGCAUUUCUUCACCUUGUUGCCAUGUUUUGUUUUCCUUUAAGGUAUAUUUUAAAACCUGUUCGAAUCUAUCAUCUAAUCCGUAUUUCCUUUAACACAUCCCCCACGUGACUAACAACGUGCCUUGUGUUUUGUUCGAAAUGUUUUCAAACGAAAAUUUACUUGCAGAAUCGAUAUACACGGUGUCCAAUAUAUUGAACACAUACACUUUUUUCGUUGGGGUCGUGGUGCUCACGCCACUCCUCAUUCUACAUAUUUUUUCUAAUGUCCAGUUUUUGUUUGCUUGUUUAAUGUGAUUCAUGAAUUCCCAUGGGAACAUAUUUAUUGUAAGAUGUUAGUCCCAGGAAGGGAUGAAAAAUGCUUCCGUAGCUUUUCCGAUGAAAAUUAUUUAUUCUGUUGUAUCUCAGACUGUUUGUAAAAUUACAGAAUGUGGAUUCAUAAGUCCAAAAAUGGCCUUAACUUAGUAUUAUAAUUUAUAUUUCAAUGUGGAUGAGCAUAUUUUGGACACCGUGUAGGUAUUUGCGAAAAGUAUUUUCAAACACAUAUAAACAAUUCUCCUACCCAGUCAUUUCAUUGUCACGUUCACCACAACCACAAUCCAUCAAAAGUGCAAUCAUAUUACAUCUAUCGAGGUAUUUUUAUUAGUUUGUUCGGACACAUUUCGUUCAACACCAUGUUUUAAGCAUAGUAACCGCGCUCCAACAAAUAAUUGUAUAUGCAAGUGGCAGACGUUCGGUUGCGGUUAAAUUGUACAUAAUUUAUAUCGGCGUUUGUCGCUUCAGUUGAACCAGUGUUAUUACUGACAAGCCGUAUGAAUCAAACUAGUUUUAAAGCUGGUGUACAAGCGUGCAUGGUGUAAUGAUAGAAAACAUAACCAAAUACCAAAAAGAUUCUUUUAAACAUUAACCGUACUGCAAUCGUAUUGACAUCUUUGAGUAAGUGCUUGUACAUGCUUUAUGCUAAAGUUAGUGUGCUAGAGGUGAUCGUAACGUUCGACUUCACCUCCUGUACAAUGUGUGUGAAUGAUGAAAAUCCUAGACAAGUUAGAGACGGUUAGCGAAGGGUUGUCUUACUGUUUAAGCUUUCUUUUUACGUCCCGGGUAUGAGUAUAGUAAUUUAUUUUAGUUUCUACCCAUCCUGUGUCGUCCUUUUCUUGAUUCGGAUGUGUAAAUACUAAACCAGUAACAAGAGGCAACCCUACAGGACAGCUUCUUAAUUAGUAUAUAUUUUGCCAGAAAAUGCAUGAUUUCAUAUUUUAAUCUUAGAUUAGAGAAGAAUAAAAGCGGAACAGACAAAAGUACGCGUCCGGGUCGCGUGACUGUAAGGCUGUACAUGUAAGAAAUAAAACCAAAUAUAUGUA